This is a messenger RNA of Bactrocera oleae (olive fruit fly), 1813 nucleotides long. RefSeq names its product putative inorganic phosphate cotransporter. Gene Ontology annotation, biological process: transmembrane transport; monoatomic anion transport. Lineage: Eukaryota; Metazoa; Arthropoda; Insecta; Diptera; Tephritidae. Gene Ontology annotation, cellular component: membrane. Gene Ontology annotation, molecular function: transmembrane transporter activity. The record is from RefSeq and is a predicted model, not a curated record.
GUUAAAACAACGAUAAGCAAUUAUAUAUUUUAACAAUAUAAUUACGUGUCCCUUAGGAUUUGUACUCAGAGACUCGUUAAUCGUAGAGUGAUCCGCUGCCAUUACACAUAUGCAGCUGCGUCCGAAAGCACGGACAUUUCGACUUUAUUGAAUCACUGAGUCAGUUGUGAGUCAUGGUCUUGAAUCAGAGCAUUAAGGAAACGAAGCUACCGAUGUUCGGUCGACGCCAUGUACAGUGUUUGCUGCUUUUUUUUGGCCUCUCAAUUAUCUAUGCCAUGCGUGUCAAUCUGUCCGUUGCCAUUGUGGCGAUGAUGGACAAGACGGCGUCGAAUCCCAAUUUUCCCGAAUACAAAUGGUCAGAGCAAACGAAAUCUCGAGUGAUCAGCAGUUUCUUCUGCGGCUACAUUUGCACACAAGUCCCUGGUGGCAAUUUGGCGCGACGUUUUGGCGGCAAAGUAAUGCUACUCUUUACGAUAACCAGCAGCAGUAUACUGGCUAUAUUUACACCGUUGGCCGUCAGCGUAGGCGACUGGAUGUUAUUAUGUGUGCUACGUUUCCUACAAGGCUUCGGACAGGGGUCGACCAUACCAGCGAUGGCAACAAUGCUGGCCAAAUGGGCGCCAGUUGAGGAACGCAGCUCUUUGGCCACCUACCUUUUUUCGGGCGCACAAUUCGGCACAGUUAUAAUGUUGAGUUCCAGUGGCGUACUGGCUUCCUCCAGCUUAGGUUGGCCAAGUAUUUAUUAUAUACCCGGUAUGUUCGGUUUGUGUUGGGCAUUAAUUUGGCUGUGGCUUGGAGCGAGCUCACCUAGAGAUUGUAAAGCUAUUACCAUUGCUGAACGCAAUCAUAUCGAAACCUCCUUAAAUGCGCACAAGAUAGAUGACCAUGAACAUGAAAUGCCUACCAAAGUGCCUUGGCGUAAGAUAUUCACUUCACCGCCAUUUUUGGCAUUACUAACUGCACAUUGCGGCUACACAUGGGGCUUCUGGACACUGCUCACCCAAAUACCAUCGUAUAUGAAGAGUGUACUUGACAAGGAUAUUAAGAGUAAUGCGUUACUCUCUUCCCUACCGUAUCUCACGAUGGUGAUUUUGGGUUUCAUUUGUUGUCCCUUCGUGCGUGCUUUUGAGGAAUCAAAAGUGGUUAGCACCACAACUUCGCGUAAAAUUUUCAAUACAAUCGGUCAAUGGAUACCGGUUACCACAUUCAUAUGGUUGGGUUACGUGAGCGCGAAUGAGAGCGAUUUAGCUGUGGUGCUCUUAACUGUAACUGUUGCGAUUAGUUCGAUAACACAUUUUGGCUGGCAGGUGAAUCAUAUUGAUCUCUCGCCACACUUUUCUGGCACGCUUGUGGGUUUGACAAACACAGCCGCCAAUGUAAUGAGCAUCAUUGCACCGCUGGUCGUCGGAUAUAUCGUAACGGAUCCGACAAGUUCGCAGCAAUGGCGCAUAAUAUUUUUCAUCGCUGCCGGCUACAAUUUCGUUGCGAAUUCGCUCUUCAUUACUUUCGGCUCAGCAGAAAUGCAACCCUGGCAUAAUGAAGAAGUCAAGGUGCAGGAGCUGCAACCACUCAACGAGAGUUCGCUGGUGACGCGUUCAACUGACGUUGAGAAGAAGAAGGAGAAUGUUUAAAUUUUUAUUUCUUAAAAUAUUUCAGUAUUAUUUGUCGUAUGUAAUUGGAAAUGUAUGUUUUUUAACCGGUUUGAAUUUAGUGUGUAAAAUAUAGGUCUGUAUUAAUAGUUAUAGCAAAAUGUAAUAGAAAUUAUAGAUAACAUAUAUUUUACUAAAAUAAAUUUUAAAGUUCUAUGGAGCGA